This is a messenger RNA of Drosophila pseudoobscura, 3722 nucleotides long. It is a transcript of the gene l(2)gl, whose product is annotated as LLGL domain-containing protein l(2)gl. The transcript is spliced from 9 exons. Gene Ontology annotation, cellular component: cortical actin cytoskeleton; cytoplasm; plasma membrane. Bases 222 to 3722 code for a protein of 1166 amino acids. Gene Ontology annotation, molecular function: myosin II binding; syntaxin binding; GTPase activator activity. NCBI's taxonomy places the organism in Eukaryota, Metazoa, Arthropoda, Insecta, Diptera, Drosophilidae. Gene Ontology annotation, biological process: regulation of Notch signaling pathway; cortical actin cytoskeleton organization; establishment of spindle orientation. The record is from RefSeq and is a predicted model, not a curated record.
AUAUCAAUAUUUUAACAUCCCUAAAAAAUGCCGUCAUGAGCGGGUCGCGUCGCAGCAGAAUUUUCCCACCCACUGAAUAAUUAAUAAAGGUGUACAGUUAAGGUGCAAAGCAAACUCUUAAGAGAUUAAAAGUGGAGUUUUGUUUGUUUUCGUGUUUUUAAAUCCCCAAAAAGUGAAAUCCGUAUUGUUAUUGUGUUACGUCAAAUUAAAUUCGUGCAACAAUGUUAAAGUUUAUUCGUGGAAAGGGGCAACAGCCGACAGCAGAACGACAACGGCUGCAGAAGGAUCUCUUUGCAUAUCGUAAGACUGCGCAGCAUGGCUUUCCACACAAACCUUCAGCUCUGGCAUACGAUCCUGUUGCAAAGCUCAUGGCGAUUGGCACACAAACAGGUGCCAUAAAAGUAUUUGGUCAACCCGGAGUGGAGUUAUAUGCCCAGCAUACGUUGGUCAAUAAUUCGGCAGCGGAGCUCAAUGUUCAGUUGCUAGAGUGGGUUUACGGCACAGGCCGCAUACUUUCGUUGACAGCAGCAAAUCAGCUGAUCCUGUGGGAACCAGUAGGCACUACACUGGUACCAAUCAAAACAUUGCCGUUUGACGGAAAACUUAAGAAGGUCUCCUCGCUCUGCUGUUCUCUGAAUAAAGAUUUACUGUGGAUAGGAACGGAAGGCGGAAAUAUCUAUCAGCUCGAUUUAAAAUCUUUCACAAUACGAGAACCAGUCAUCUACCACGAUGUCGUUCUGGAGCAAGUGCCCCCGACUUACAAGCUCAAUCCAGGGGCAAUUGAGUCUAUUCGACAGCUUCCAAAUUCAUUGAAUAAACUCCUAAUUGCCUACAAUCGUGGCCUAUGCGUGCUUUGGGAUAUGGAAACAUCUGCCGUAGAGCGCGCAUACAUUGCACCGGGACAUGGACAAAGCGUGGGGCUUUCUGUUAAUUCAACUGGAACUGAAUUUAGCUGGUAUCAUGCGGACGGUUCGUACGCAACGUGGAGCAUAGAUAAUGGAGAACCGCCACAAAAUGUAAACUAUGUACCAUAUGGGCCCGAUCCUUGCAAGAGCAUUAAUCGCCUUUACAAGGGCCAGAGAGGCACCAACGACGUGAUCGUUUUUUCCGGCGGCAUGCCGCGUUCAGCGUAUGGGGAUCAUAAUUGCGUUUCAGUACAUGUCAGCGAUGGACACAAAGUAUGUCUCGACUUUACAUCUAAGGUUAUAGACUUUUUUGUUACGUACAAGGAGGGAAGUGACGACGUUGAAGUACUGAUUGUUUUGCUGGAAGAAGAGCUGUGCGCAUACGACCUGACCGACCCUAGUAUUUUGUCAAUCAAGGCUCCCUAUCUCCAUUCAGUGCAUGCGUCAGCUGUGACAUGCAACUAUCUUGCCUCUCAAGUCACCCAGGGAGUGUACGAACGUAUUUUACGAGCAGGAGAUGAACAAGAUAUCGACUACAGCAGUAUUGACUGGCCCAUCACCGGCGGCGUGUUGACCGACGAUUCAGUUGAAUCUGAUGAGGACGAAGUGGUGAAAGAUUACGAAAUACUUUUAACAGGUCACGAGGAUGGGUCGGUUAAAUUCUGGGAUUGUACUGGAGUCCUGCUUAAACCUAUAUACAAUUUUAAAACGGCAAGCAUUUUUGGGAACGAGCAUGAAUACCGGGAAGAUGGAGCUGCCGACAUAAGUGCAGAACAACUUGACGAAGGAGAACCACCAUUUCGUAAGGCUGGUUUGUUUGACCCUUACUCUGAUGACCCGCGAUUGGCCGUUAAAAAAAUAGCAUUUUGCCCCAAGACAGGCCAGUUAGUUGUGGGUGGAACUGCCGGCCAAAUUGUUAUUGCUGAUUUCGACACUGCUGCCGAGGAUCAAAGUUCUCUAAAGUAUAACUCUAUGAACUUGGUCAGCGACCGCGAUGGUUUCGUAUGGAAGGGACACGAUCAGCUCAAUGUUCGCGCCAAUUUGUUAGAGGACAAUGCAGUCCCAUUGACCGAAAAUGGGGUUAAUAUAACGGGAGUACUUCAAGUUCUUCCACCCGCAAGCAUCACUUGCAUGGCCCUGGAAGCUAAUUGGGGCCUUGUGUCCGGUGGAACAGCGCAUGGAUUAGUACUGUUUGACUUCAAAAACUUUGUUCCGGUGUUCCACCGCUGCACAUUAAAUCCAAAUGACCUAACUGGAGCUGGCGAGCAAUUGUCCCGUCGUAAGUCGUUCAAAAAAUCACUGCGAGAGUCAUUUCGAAAGCUCCGAAAGGGUCGAUCUACACGAAACAAUCCAACCAACCAGGUGCCCACUACGUUGGAAGCGCGUCCUGUUGAGAGGCAAAUAGAGGCACGUUGCACCGACGACGGCUUGGGAUCCAUGGUGCGAUGCCUACUGUUCGCUAAAACUUAUGUCACCAACGUCAACAUAACAUCGCCGACUUUGUGGUCAGCUACAAACGCUAGUACCGUUUCUGUUUUCCUCCUACACUUACCACCAGCGCAGACCGCCGCAACCACUGUACCACCCGCAAGUGGAAAUGUACCACCGCAGGCAUCCCGUCGUAUUUCUGCGCAGCUUGCAAAAGAGAUUCAGUUAAAACAUCGUGCUCCUGUUGUGGGAAUAUCUAUUUUUGAUCAGACAGGUAGCCCUGUCGAUCAAUUUAAUGCUGGAGAAAACGGUUCGCCUCCGCAUCGCCUACUGAUCGCCUCCGAAGAACAAUUCAAAGUAUUUUCGCUGCCGCAAUUAAAACCAAUAAAUAAGUACAAGUUAACGGCGAACGAAGGGGCUCGCAUACGUCGAAUUCACUUUGGAUCAUUUAGCUGUCGCAUAUCGCCGGAACUAUUGCAAAGUCUUCAUUCCGGCAGUCCAACCAAGUCCGUACGUUCCCAUGGCGAGGGCGAUGGCGCUGGAAAUGUGAGCGCUACGUCAGCUGCUGGACGCGGUGACUUGUACCAUGAGAUGGCGCUGAUUUGUCUGACUAACAUGGGAGAUAUUAUGGUUUUAUCAGUCCCUGAGCUAAAGAGACAACUGAAUGCUGCUGCCGUGCGACGUGAAGAUAUCAACGGCAUUUCUUCGCUCUGCUUCACCAAUGACGGAGAAGCUCUGUACAUGAUGUCCUCUUCAGAACUGCAGCGCAUCGCUCUCUCUACUUCUAAAGUGGUACAACCUACAGGCAUUGUGGAGGUUGAACCGUUAGAGAGUGAGGACAACGAGACCGCAUCGCUGGUGAACGACGGCAAUGAAAGCGAUAAGGAUGGCGAAGCAAAUAAAGAACUCGCAAAUACUGCCUCAGACACACAACCACCAGUGGCUACGCUACGCGCCAAACCGCUAGAGCUGAACGCUGAUAGAAGUAGUCUCCACCUAACUAACGGGAUUAGCAAUAGCAACUCACCCAACCGUGCCAAUGAGACUAUCACAAGCUCUAUAGGUGACAUCACCGUUGACUCUGUCCGCGACCAUUUAAAUACAACAACCACCACACUGUGUUCUACAACUACAGAGGAGACUGUUGGUCGAUUAUCUGUGCUUAGCACGCAAACGAACCAAGCCACUACUACCGUGAACAUGAAGGACAUUCCCGACAUUAACAUACCUAAUUUAAUGGACUUGGCAUCAAAGAGCAACACGACAGAGACGAGCACCAGUUCUGUAGUAAUAAAAUCGGUAAUUACGAGCAUAUCACACGAAAAGACAAACGGCGAGAGCGAAAACGUAACAACAAAAACCACAGCGCAUGAAGAAAGUCAGUUUUAA